Messenger RNA from Neoarius graeffei (lesser salmon catfish), 1133 nucleotides. RefSeq names its product claudin 11a (gene cldn11a). Bases 239 to 868 code for a protein of 209 amino acids. The record is from RefSeq and is a predicted model, not a curated record. The transcript is spliced from 4 exons. Gene Ontology annotation, molecular function: structural molecule activity. NCBI's taxonomy places the organism in Eukaryota, Metazoa, Chordata, Actinopteri, Siluriformes, Ariidae. Gene Ontology annotation, biological process: cell adhesion; bicellular tight junction assembly. Gene Ontology annotation, cellular component: plasma membrane; bicellular tight junction.
UGAAGCUCACACACCGGAUUAUCAUCAGCAGCAGCAGCCAUCCUGCAGAACUCGACACCCAAACCAUCCAGCUCUUCUAAAUACAACAUUCUGUUAUUCUUUUCAUUUUUCAGCCCUUUUUAUUGUAUUUCUAUUUUUUGUAAUGGAUAUUGGAAUUGAAGAGAAGUUUUAAUUUUUAGUAUUUUAUUUUAAAACUUUUCUUGUUUGAUUUUUCAAUUUUGUUAUCCCGAGAAAACUGAUGGGGUUCCUCCUGAGUACUGUGGGGUGGAUCUGUGUGAUCAUCGCCACCUCCACCAGUGACUGGGUGAUCCGCUGUAAAUACGGCAUGAACACGUGCAGGAAGAUGGAUGAGCUGGAGACCAAAGGCUUGUGGGAGCAGUGUGUGAUCUCCACCGCACUUUACCACUGCUUCUCCCUCAACCAGAUCCUCGAGCUGCCCGUGUACAUCCAGACAUGUCGUGCGUUAAUGAUCUCAGCGUGUAUCCUCGGUUUACCCGCCGCAGCACUCCUGCUCUCCUCCAUGCCAUGCUUCCAUCUUGGAGAUGAUUCAGUGAAUGACAAGAACAAACGUUCAGCCAUCGGAGGGAUCCUGGUGCUCGUAGUGGCCAUGUUCAGUCUGGCGUCCACCAUAUGGUUCCCGGUUGGAGCUCAUCAGGAACUCGGGCUGAUGUCAUUCGGGUUUUCUCUGUACUCUGGCUGGGUGGGCGGGGCUUUGUCCCUCCUGGGGGGCUGUAUCCUCACCUGCUGCUCCAUUAACUCCACCCCCUCAUACCAGGAAAAUAACCACCACUCCUACUACUCCAAACAGAACACACCCACCAACCAGACUCCACCCACUGGCAACCACGCCAAGACUGCACAUGUCUGAUGUUUCUACAGUGCAUCUCUCUCUCUCUCUCUGCCUCUAAAUACAUAUGAUUUGUAAAUAGAUUUUUUUAAUGUGUGCAGUUUUUGAUUAUUUUAAGCUAAUUACUGUAUCUCCAACAUCCAGUUUUCUUAAACACAGACUUCUAUAAAAGAGAGAGAAUUUCUAAAGUCAUUUUUGUUCUUAAUUUGUUUUUAUACUUUAAUAUAUUUUUAAAUGUUUGCAUGUAUGGUUAUUAAUUUUAACAUGUUAAAACCUUUUCUUUACA